This is a messenger RNA of Spodoptera exigua (beet armyworm), 2184 nucleotides long. Lineage: Eukaryota; Metazoa; Arthropoda; Insecta; Lepidoptera; Noctuidae. The record is from the annotation of a GenBank genome assembly.
GGCCGAUAGAACAGCCGGGGUCUUCAGUCUAUAAUUGAAUUUGGAAGUGUAAAGUGAUUAAAAUGGCUGAAAAGGUAAAAAGGCCGCCGUUUUUUACUCUAAAGCGUUGGCAGAGCGCUAAAGAGAAUGGGCUGAAGACUCCCAUGACGCCCACAAGUUCACAGCCUCAGGACAGCCCACCACAGUUCAGAUCAAAUACGCCAUCCGUAUCGAGGAAAGUCAAUUUUGACCUAAAGCCUAGAAAGUUAUCUGCUGGCGGUAUCUCUGAGUUGAUACAAUGCGCACUGUGCCUCGAAGUACUGCACAAUCCAAAGAUGUUACCGUGUCAACACACUUUCUGUACGGCCUGCCUGUCUGUCUACAUCGCUGAUUUAGUAAUAUUCGAGUGCCCAUUGUGCCGGACAAGAGUUCAAGUGCUUGGACCCAAUUUUGUGGAGAACCUACCGUCGAAUCUGUACAUUGAUUCAUUGCUACAACUGGUGGGCAUUAACACUAAUGGGGUAACAAAGAAUUUGGAAACCCCCCCGCCUACACCAUCAGUUACAAAUAACGCACAAAACAACGAGUUCUUCAAUCCAGGAACGAGAUGCGUUCAUUGUAAAAGCAUUUGCGAAAACUUUGAUAUCACACAAUGCGAUCACUGCAAACUGAAAUUCUGCCGCAUAUGUUGGACACAGCAUUUGGAAGAUAUGCGGAUCCAACUAAAAUCUAUUGUGAAACAACUGGACACGGCUGCCAGUCAUCUUGAGCAUAAAAUUGAACAUUAUAAGGACCGCUGUGAUCGAAUUGCCGAACAAAUAAAGAUAGCUGCAGAUGAGAAAAUAGCGGCAAUUUUCGAAGAGAAAGAUAAAAUGUUGAUGGAAGCGGCAAAUAUGCAGAAGUCAUCGGAGAUGUCCGCCUUAGCUCUGCAGGCUUCGUUGGCAGAGGCGAAGUCUGUAGCAAAUAGAGCUAUGGACUCCUGUGUUUCUGACAACGAGAAUGAUCGGGUAAAAACCUUUAUAAACCUCCAUCAGAAUGCAGUGACCUUACUAUCAGAGGUCUCGAAAUGGGAUACGGAACGCGUCGUCUUCGACAAAGAGAACUUCUCUCUGGAAAAGGACUCUGGUACUCCAAUAGACUCAGAGUCUGAAGACCCCGUAGUUGAUGGUCCGAAGCAAAAUAAUCCUUUGGAGAGUGAAGAAAGUCUCAUUAUGCAUUACAGAUCCAGAAACUUCAUCCCUCAUUUCCAAUGGCGUAAAUCAGCUCGUCCUUGUGGGAUUGGAGUAAGUCCAUGGAGCAAUCAUCUCUACGUGUGUGGCAUGGACAGCCAUAGUGUCCUGGUAAUGGAACGGUCACAAGCCAAGAUCAUCACCAGGUUGUCUUCAGAAGAAAUGUUAUGCCCUGUACAGAUAGCGUUCAUGAAGAGUCUGGGAGAGAUCUAUGUGACAGACAAAUGGAAGCACUGCGUCCACGUUUUCUCCAAAGAUGGUGAAUACCUUCGCAGUAUUGGGCAGAAAGGCAGCAGAUUGGGCAUGUUCAGGUCGCCAGAGGGCAUUGCUACAGACAAUGCGAACCAACAAAUCUAUGUUGUUGACACCGGCAAUGAUAGAGUGCAGAUUCUCCAACCUGAUGGUAAAUUCAUCGACCAAAUCGGCGUAGCGACUAAACAGCAAGUUCACUACUCAUCAUCAGUUUGGGAGAGCAAGGAACUAACGUGCACAGAACUAAACUCACCAACCAGCGUCGCAGUUACCAACGACCGCGUCAUAAUACUUGAUAGUGGAAAUGGAAGGAUCAAGAUCUAUAACAAACAGGAUAAGGGCAAAAUCAUAGAAUUUGGAUCCAUGGGACAAAGGAAAGGUCAAUUCAGACAUCCUGAAGUCCUAACUGUAGAUCCCAUGGGCUAUAUCCUGGUUGGGGACUCUGGCAACUGCAGGGUACAGGUUUUUAAACCCACGGGACAGGUCAUAAGGGUUUUCGGAGGUCUAGGCACCCAAGCCGGCAAGUUCGGCUGGAUCUCAGGCAUCCACGUCACCAAACAAUUAGACAUUAUCAUAAGCGACACUAAAAACCACACAGUGAACUUUUUUUAACAGAUGUAUUAAAAUUAUAACAAUUUAUUUCAAUAUCGAACAUCCUGUAUGUCAAAAUGUAAACAAAAUUAAAAUAUGAUCGAGAUAAUUAUUAUUAGACAUAGCACUGAGA